AUGGAUCUCUUCAUUGAUAUUGUUACUCCCAACGGUCGGAGCUACCAACAGCCUACCGGUCUUUUCAUCAACAACGAGUUUAUCCCCGCAACUGGCGGCCAGACCAUCACCUCUCUCGACCCCGCCACUGACAAGCCCAUUGCGACCGUUCAAGCUGCCAGUGCCGAAGAUGUUGAUCGUGCCGUGAACGCAGCCAAGGCAGCUCUGGUCCACCCCUCGUGGAAGCAGCUCCCCGCCACAGAGCGGGGCCAGCUAAUGGCCCGACUCGCCGAUCUCAUGGAAGAAAACCGAGAACUGUUGGCUUCUAUUGAUGCAUGGGAUAAUGGAAAACCCUAUCAUGUCGCCGUUGAUGAAGAUCUCACAGAGGCAAUUAGCACCAUUCGGUAUUACAGUGGUUGGGCAGACAAGACCUUUGGACAGACUAUCAAUACAACCCCCCAAAAGUUCGCUUAUACAAUCCGUCAACCAAUUGGUGUUGUAGCUCAAAUCAUCCCCUGGAACUACCCGUUGUCAAUGGCCACCUGGAAGCUUGGCCCCGCACUGGCCUGUGGAAACACCGUCGUGUUGAAACCCGCCGAACAAACUCCCUUGAGUGCUCUCAUUCUCGGUACUCUGAUCAAAGAAGCUGGGUUCCCCCCGGGCGUGGUGAACAUUGUCAAUGGCUACGGACGCGAGGCCGGCGCCGCGCUCGCCUCGCACCCGUUAGUAGACAAAGUUGCAUUCACAGGCUCAACAGCCACCGCCCGGGAGAUCAUGAAGAUGGCAGCUGGCAACCUCAAAAACAUCACACUCGAGACUGGUGGCAAGUCGCCACUUCUCGUUUUCCCAGAUGCGGACCUGGACCAGGCCGUCAAAUGGUCUCAUGCCGGUAUCAUGUCCAACAAAGGCGAGAUCUGCACCGCGACCUCGAGAAUCUACGUCCACCGCGAUAUCCUCGACUCUUUCACUGCCAGCUACAAGACAGCCGUUGAGAGCGUGAAGAUCGGUGACCAAUGGGAUGAGACGGUAUUCCAGGGCCCACAGGUCACCCGCACCCAAUAUGACCGCAUCCUCUCCUACUUCGAAAUCGCCAAGAGUGAAGGUGCGACUAUUCUCACAGGAGGUGCUGCAUACAAGCCCACAGACGCGAAGAACACAAACGGAUACUUCAUACAGCCAACCGUCAUUACAAACGCCACGGAUUCCAUGCGCAUCGCCCGCGAAGAAAUCUUUGGACCUGUCGUGGUGAUCUUUCCCUUUGACGACGAGGAUGAAGCUAUUCGUCGUGCAAAUGAUACAACGUACGGUCUCGGUGCUUCUGUCUUCACGCGCGAUUUGGAGCGCGCACACCGCGUCGCUGCAGAAAUUGAGUCUGGUAUGGUGUGGAUUAACAGUAGCCAAGACUGCGAUCCGCGCAUUCCUUUCGGUGGCGUGAAGCAGAGUGGUAUUGGGCGUGAGCUAGGAGAGGCUGGUCUUGAGGCGUAUAGCCAAACCAAGGCUGUUCAUGUGAACAUGGGAACUAGGCUAUGA
Penicillium soppii is the source of this 1509-nucleotide messenger RNA. RefSeq names its product aldehyde dehydrogenase ALDH. The record is from RefSeq and is a predicted model, not a curated record. Gene Ontology annotation, molecular function: oxidoreductase activity, acting on the aldehyde or oxo group of donors, NAD or NADP as acceptor. Lineage: Eukaryota; Fungi; Ascomycota; Eurotiomycetes; Eurotiales; Aspergillaceae. The transcript has 3 exons. The coding region runs from base 1 to 1509 and encodes 502 amino acids.